Molecule: messenger RNA, 774 nt
Organism: Cryphonectria parasitica EP155
Lineage: Eukaryota; Fungi; Ascomycota; Sordariomycetes; Diaporthales; Cryphonectriaceae
Exons: 1
Source: RefSeq, a predicted model, not a curated record
UGCGCCUUCCCAGAGAGUGAGGGCCUGGUGGCUGUCACGCCAGGCUCCUCCAAUGCGGGCUGGGCCAUGAGUCCCGAUCAGGAGUGCACCGCUGGCUCCUACUGCCCUUUCGCCUGCCCUCCAGGCCAGCUGAUGAAUCAGUGGAAGCCAGGGACGACCUAUGUGUACCCAGAAUCCAUGGAUGGCGGCCUGUACUGCGAUGAGGAAGGCAGCAUCUCGAAGCCUUUCCCGAGCGAGGAGUACUGUGUCGAUGGCAUUGGCAAUGUGAACGCCGUCAACAACUGCGGGGAUGUCGUGGCCUUCUGCCAGACUGUCCUCCCUGGAAACGAGAACAUGCUCAUCCCAACGGCCGUGGACAGCACUGCGGUCCUUGCGGUCCCCGGGACCAGCUACUGGGAUGAGACGGCUGCGCACUUCUAUGUUAACCCGCCAGGCUACAGCACCGAUGAGGCUUGCGCAUGGGGCACGAGUGCGAAACCGAUUGGCAACUGGUCGCCCUAUGUUACUGGGGCCAACCAGGACUCGACGGGCAACACGUACGUCAAGCUCGGCUGGAACCCGAUCUAUACAGAUUCCUUCAAUGGUGUCCUGCCCACCUUUGGACUGAAGAUCGAGUGCGACGGUGACUGCGUUGGUCUUCCCUGCAGUAUCGACCCCAGCACAGACGGCUUCGGAGGUGUCACUAGUGAAGAGGCCGCAAGCGGUGCGGGAGGCGCUGACUUUUGCGUCGUCACUGUCACUUCUGGAUCUGCCAGCGUCGUGGUGUUCAAUACC